AUGUUCCCAGGACAAGGUAGACAUACGUACGGGCAUAGCCAACAACAACAGGGAGGAAGCUAUGGAGAUCGUCCUCCUCAACAAGGCUAUGGUGGACCUCAAGGCGGAUAUGGUGGUCCCCAGGGAGGUUAUGGUGGUCCACAAGGUGGAUACGGUGCACCUCAGGGUGGAUAUGGUGCACCUCAGGGUGGAUAUGGUGCACCUCAGGGUGGAUAUGAUCGACCAUCUGGCCCCCCUCCCGGACAAAGCUACGGUCACAAUGAAGGCAGACAUGACGAUAGAAGACACGAGUCUAGAUAUAAUGAUAAUGAACAAGGAAGAUACAGUAGACCAUCGGGUCCUCCUCCUGGUCAGCAUAGCUAUGAUGACAAUAGACGUCAUGACGGUGGUAGGAAUGAUGAUAGAUAUGAUGGGUCUUCUGGUGGAUAUCUGAGACCAUCUGGGCCUCCACCUGGUCAGGACAAUUAUUCACGUCCAUCUGGUGCUCCACCUAGUCAGGGAGGUAGCUAUUCCCAAGGUGGCUACUCCCGUCCAUCUGGGCCUCCACCUGGACAAGAUAGUUAUUCCCGUCCUUCUGGUCCUCCAUCAGGACAAGGUAGCUACUCUCGCCCGUCCGAAGCCCCACCAAGUGGUAGUGGUCGUCAAUCUGGCGGUCGUGGUCACUAUACCCAACCAUCAUCCCAACCCCAAUCCUUCGGAGUCGGGAACUACACCUAUCAAUACUCCCAAUGCUCGGGGAAGAAAAAAGCAUUAUUCGUCGGUAUAAACUACAUCGGAACCAAACAAGAACUCAAAGGCUGUAUCAACGAUUGUGAAAACGUGAAACAAUUCUUAUUAACUCAAGGAUUCAAAGCCGAAGAUAUGGUCAUGCUUAAUGACAAACAAACCUCCCAGAGGGCCAUCCCUACCAAACAAAACAUUCUUGAUGCCAUUGGAUGGUUGGUCAAGGAUGCCAAACCCAAUGAUUCUUUGUUUUUCCACUAUAGUGGCCACGGAGGCCAGACACCGGAUUUAGAUGGGGAUGAAGAGGAUGGAUAUGAUGAAGUUAUAUAUCCGUUAGAUUUUGAGACGAAUGGGUUUAUUGUCGAUGAUCAAUUACAUGAUUUGUUGGUGAAGACAUUGCCUCAGGGGGUUAGAUUAACGGCGAUUUUUGAUUCUUGUCAUUCGGGGUCGGUGUUGGAUUUGCCAUAUAUGUAUUCGACCAAGGGAGUUGUUAAGGAGCCUAAUGUAUUGCAGGAAGCUGGAGAGGGGUUGAUGGAGGCGGCAAUGGCAUAUAGUAAAGGAGAUACGGGUGCUAUGAUUAAGGGGGUUACUGGGUUGGUUAAAUCAUUUUUGAAUAAAGACAAGGCGGAAAAGGCGUAUGAAAAGACGAAACAAACAAAGACGGCUCCUGCUGAUGUUAUUUCUAUGAGUGGAUGUAAGGAUGAUCAAACUAGUGCUGAUGCAAAAGAAGAUGGACAAAGUACGGGAGCUAUGAGUUAUGCGUUUAUGACUGUUAUGAGACAAAAUCCUGAUCAAUCUUAUUUGAGUUUAUUACAGAAUAUGAGAGAGGUUUUGAGUAGUAAAUAUAGUCAAAAACCUCAAUUAUCUGCUUCUCAUCCUAUUGAUGUUAAUUUACAGUUUAUCGUUUGA
This is a messenger RNA of Hemisphaericaspora subhashii, 1632 nucleotides long. It is a transcript of the gene MCA1, whose product is annotated as Ca(2+)-dependent cysteine protease. NCBI's taxonomy places the organism in Eukaryota, Fungi, Ascomycota, Pichiomycetes, Serinales, Debaryomycetaceae. Gene Ontology annotation, molecular function: cysteine-type endopeptidase activity. The transcript has a single exon. The record is from RefSeq and is a predicted model, not a curated record. Bases 1 to 1632 code for a protein of 543 amino acids. Gene Ontology annotation, biological process: proteolysis.